Cutaneotrichosporon oleaginosum is the source of this 1717-nucleotide messenger RNA. RefSeq lists its product as uncharacterized. NCBI's taxonomy places the organism in Eukaryota, Fungi, Basidiomycota, Tremellomycetes, Trichosporonales, Trichosporonaceae. The record is from RefSeq and is a predicted model, not a curated record. Gene Ontology annotation, molecular function: polygalacturonase activity. Gene Ontology annotation, biological process: carbohydrate metabolic process.
CGCCACCUCUGCAUUGACAUUGAGCAUGAAGCUCCCACUCCCACUCCUUCCCCUCCUCGCUCUGGCGACGCGCACCGUCGCAGCGCCGCUCGACAUCCUCGACGCAGGCGCGGCCGCCCUCUCGGCCGUCGAGCACUGGCUCGCCCCCGAUGACAGCGACGUCCGCGCUCACCUCGUCAUUCCCGACGGCGAUGAGAGCGCGCCCAUCCCCGAGCUCACUGUGUCCCAGGGAUACAGCGCCCACCAUGGCGGGCUCGCGGGAAUCUGCAACCUCCGCGCGCGAGGAGGCGGGGCCGACGACACGGACAACUUUGUCAAUACGAUGAAGCGGUGCGGCAAGAACAGCGUCAUCUUCAUGAACUCGCCGGUUUACAAUAUCCGCCGCCCUAUCAAGAUUCGGCUCGAGAACAGCGUCCUCUCACUCCGCGGCUGGCUCACGUUCUCCGACGACAUUGAUUACUGGAUUAAGCAUGCCUUCGACCUGGGCUUUCAGAAGCAGAAGCUUGCUAUGGUGGUCAGCGGCUCCAAUUUCGUCCUGAACGGCGAGGAUACCGGCGGCAUCGACGGUUCCGGCCAGGCAUGGUACGAUCACGCGCGGGGCGUGGGCAAUGUACACGGGCGGCCGAUGAGCCUUGCGCUGGUCGGCGCGCGGAAUGCCAUCGUGACUAACUGGAGCAUCCGACAGCCGCAGUUCUGGGCGCACAUUGUCGUCGACAGCGACGACGUUGUCUACGAGAGUUGCUACGUAAAUGCCACGAGCACCAGCGGGAGCUAUGGCGAGAAGAGCUGGCUGCAGAACACCGACGGCAUCGACACAUACCGCUCUCGAAACGUAGCAAUCAACAACUUCGUCUAUCAAGGCGGAGAUGACUGCAUCGCGCUUAAGCCCAACAGCAUCAACAUUGCGGUGCGCAACGCCACAUGUGUCGGGGGCACGGGUAUUGCUUUUGGCUCGAUCGCGCAGUACAAGGGCGUCAAGGACGUGAUCGAAAAUGUCGUGCUCCAGGACAUCAAGCUGUAUCCCUCAAACCAGUGCCGCGGUUACCAGGGCGUGUACUUCAAAAGUUGGAUUGGGGAGGAGGUGGGGCACCCCCCCAACGGUGGCGGCGGAGGAUACGGCCACUGCCGCAAUGUCAGCAUCUCAGACGUGUACAUGGAGGACAUUGACAGGCCGAUCGCGCUCACGGCCGGCCUGACGUACCUUGACGAGGAGCACGGCAAGCACAAGUACGGUACGUUCAAGUGGAGUCACAUCAACAUUACACGGGUGCGCGCGACGGCAACGGGCAACCGCGCUAUCUGGCUGGACUGCUCGCCGGCCCAGCCGUGUCAACACAUCCGGCUCGAGGAUGUCGUGGUUACGCCCGGGAAGAACGACCACCCGGAGAUCCAUCAGGUGUGCAACCACGUCGAGCACAGCAAGGGCGACGGGCUGGAGGCGUGUAAGCCGAACAACAGCACGCUCGAGUCUGACACGGGCGGAACGAUGUAGACGAAGGUUCGGGAUGCAGCAGACGGAGGCCUUCCGCCAAGCGAGCUUUUGACGAAUGUAGCACAUCAGUCGGACAAGUCGGCCCGAGAUAAGUGUAGAGUUGUGAAGCGAGGCAGCCGAGCAAAUAUCGUCUCGCUUUGCGACGUCAUUUGAGGAAGUACCGCGGCUGCUGCGACGCGAGCAUGUGAGACAGCGCUACGUAGGGGUGUCGGUCGAGAUGCUCGG